GAAAACCGAGCAAAGAUGGCUGAGAGCUGAGAGAGGCGAGGAGAAGACCGUUUCAGCGCACGGACGCCUCUUCUCUUUCCGAUAUCGACGGGAGUCCCUCGACGCUCGCCGUCAAAGCGAAGUGUGGCGAAAUUCCCACACAUGUGUUGCCACGUCGGUGGUGCUGCUGCCAGGCGGACGCUUCACAUCUUCCUCGCCGCUUCGGGGGCAGCGUUUGACGGCCACUGGGAAAGUAGCGAAGAGGGCGGGAACUGAGCUCGAAAAGCUCCAUCGAGAGAUGUCCUUGCUGUGUGUUGGAGUGAAAAAAGCCAAGCUUGAUGGACCCCAAGAAAAAUUCAACACUUACGUGACCCUGAAGGUGCAGAAUGUCAAGAGCACCACCAUCGCCGUGCGCGGCAGUCAGCCGUGCUGGGAGCAGGAUUUUAUGUUUGAGAUAAACCGACUGGACCUGGGCCUAACAGUGGAGGUGUGGAAUAAAGGCCUGAUCUGGGACACCAUGGUGGGCACCUUAUGGAUCCCCCUGAGUAGCAUCCGACAGUCCAAUGAGGAGGGUCCGGGUCAAUGGUUGACUCUGGACUCCAACGUGAUCAUGGCUGAGAAUGAGAUCUGCGGCACCAAAGACCCAACCUUCCACAGGCUGCUGUUGGACACGCGCUUCGAAUUGCCACUAGACAUUCCAGAAGAAGAGGCACGAUAUUGGGCCAAGAAGCUUGAGCAACUGAAUGCCAUGAGAGACCAAGAUUAUGCCCAUCAAGAGGAGCAAGAGAGGCCUCUCCAGGCGCCUUCCACACAGUGCUGCAAUUGGAGUCUUUGGGGCGAUCAGCAAAAUGACGACCCAGACAGCGCCGUGGACGACAGGGACAGCGACUACCGCAGCGAGACCAGUAACAGCAUGCCGCCCCCCUUUUACACGACAUCCCAGCCCAACGCCUCCAUGCACCAGUAUCCCAUCAGGCAACAGCACUACAGACACCCGUACGACGACAUCCACGAUAUGGACUAUGACCCCCGAGAUAUAAGACCCUAUGAUAGUUUAGACUUGGCCACCAACGGGCGCAGCGAUAUCGACUCGGGCUCAGGGUCGAGCCGGCGCACCAGUCGUCAGUAUUCUCUAGACAGUAGGCAUUCGCUGUCCGAUAGUCCCACAGACAGCCGCUACGCUUCCUCGGGCGAGCUGAGCCGAGGCAGCUCCCAACUCAGCGAGGAGUUCGUCCCCGAGGACGGUGAGAGCCUGCGAGGCUCUGAGUUCUACGACGAAAACGACUCUUACCACUCCUGCCACUCGUCCAUUAGUUACGGCAAGGAUGACUUCCCGGGCUGGGACGGGGAGGACCAGCAGGGCGUCUACAGUGACGAAGGGAGCUAUGUCAAAGAUGGCGGCGAAGACAGGGCGCUCUAUGGCGACGAGGAAGAUGAGAUGUACGAGGAAGAAGGAGUGUACAACUAUGAAGACGAGGAGGAGAUUCCAUAUGAGGAAGAUGAAGAUACGUACCCAAUGGAUGGCGCUCUCAGUGAAGAGCAAGAGACACCUUACGCCCCCGGGAGCUCCGCUGCCACCCUCGCUCCCCCAUCUGAUAGCUUGUCCUCCAGCAGGCCUCCUCUGGAAAAGCAGACGUCUUUACAUCAGCAGCAGCCUCUUGAUCAGCUGCAACCCGCAAGCACUGCGCCGGUCCUCCCUCCCCUCAAACAGGACGACACCUUGCCCUCUUUCGCAUCGGACCCUGCCGACGUUCCCUUUGCACCCACCCAGCAAGACCAACUGGCCAACACGACCCCCGACAUCAACGCCUCAUCCACCACUGCCGCUGUUGCACAGAUUCCAGCACCUGAUGACAAGUUCCAAGAGCCAGAGCCGAAGUCCGAAGUGCCCCCAGAGGAGGUCCCACCGACAGAAGAACUUGCGCCCGAGGAGAGCGUCCCCCCAUGCCCUGAGGAGAAAACGGAGGAGCCCCCUCUCCCCAGCUUCCCAAAGAGGGAACUCAUGGAACCCGGUCCAGCCAGAGCCAAAGCCAACUGGCUCCGAUUGUUCAGCAGAGUACGACUGCAGUUACAAGAGGCACGAGGUGAGAGCGUCGGCAUCGCCUCUCUGCUGUUAUCGGCGGGGAUGGGUGGUGCGCUUUACAGCAUCGACAGCAUGCCAGACCUCAGGAAGAGGAAAGCGAUGCCUCUGGUCAGAGAUCUGGCUAUGUCAUUGGUCCAGAACUCCAGGAAAGCCGGCAUCACUUCAGCCCUGACGUCCAGCACCUUGCAUAAUGAAGAACUGAAGAGUCACGUCUACAAGAAGACCCUCCAGGCGCUCAUCUAUCCCAUCUCCUGCACCACCCCGCACAACUUCGAGGUGUGGACCGCCACCACGCCCACCUACUGCUACGAGUGCGAGGGGCUGCUGUGGGGCAUCGCUCGGCAAGGCAUGCGCUGCACGGAAUGCGGCGUCAAAUGUCACGAGAAGUGCCAGGAUCUGCUCAACGCCGAUUGUCUGCAAAGAGCGGCGGAGAAGAGCUCCAAACACGGCGCCGAAGACCGCACUCAGAACAUCAUCAUGGUCCUCAAAGACCGCAUGAAGAUCCGCGAGAGGAAUAAACCGGAGAUAUUUGAACUCAUUCAGGAGGUCUUCUCCGUCCCCAAGGCCACGCACGGCACCCAGAUGAAGCAGAUCAAACAGAGCGUGCUCGACGGCACCUCCAAGUGGUCGGCCAAGAUCAGCAUCACGGUUUUAUGUGCACAAGGUUUACAAGCCAAGGAUAAGACCGGCUCCAGCGACCCUUACGUCACUGUCCAGGUGGGAAAGACUAAAAAGAGGACCAAAACCAUCUACGGCAACCUCAACCCUGUCUGGGAGGAGACCUUCAAUUUCGAAUGCCACAACUCCUCGGAUCGCAUCAAGGUGCGAGUCUGGGACGAGGAUGACGACAUCAAGUCGCGCGUGAAGCAGAAGUUCAAGCGGGAGUCCGACGACUUCCUCGGGCAAACGAUCAUCGAGGUCCGCACUCUGAGCGGCGAGAUGGACGUGUGGUACAAUCUGGACAAGCGCACGGACAAAUCGGCCGUAUCGGGGGCGAUCCGCAUGCACAUCAAUGUGGAGAUUAAGGGCGAAGAGACGGUUGCUCCAUAUCACGUUCAAUACACCUGUUUGCACGAAAACCUCUUCCACUUUGUGACAGACAUCCAGAACACAGGCGUGGUGAAGAUCCCCGAUGCCAAAGGAGACGACGCGUGGAAAGUGUACUACGAAGAGACGCCUCAGGAGAUAGUGGACGAGUUUGCGAUGCGUUACGGAGUGGAGUCCAUCUACCAGGCCAUGACUCACUUUGCCUGCCUGUCAUCCAAGUACAUGUGCCCGGGCGUGCCUGCGGUGAUGAGCACCCUGCUUGCCAACAUCAACGCCUACUACGCUCACACCACACAGGCGACUAACAAUGUUUCGGCCUCAGACCGCUUUGCCGCGUCCAACUUUGGGAAAGAACGAUUUGUCAAGCUCCUCGAUCAGCUCCACAACUCCCUGAGGAUCGACCUGUCCAUGUACCGAAACAACUUCCCGGCCAGCAGUCCGGAGAGGCUGCAGGACCUCAAGUCCACGGUGGACCUCCUCACCAGUAUCACCUUCUUCAGGAUGAAGGUCCAGGAGCUGCAAUCUCCGCCCAGAGCGAGCCAGGUGGUGAAAGACUGCGUGAAAGCCUGUCUCAAUUCCACUUACGAGUACAUCUUUAACAACUGCCACGAGCUCUACAGCCGCGAGUACCAGACAGACCCGGCCAAGCAGGGGGCAGUGCCUCCAGAGGAGCAGGGACCGAGCAUCAAGAACCUGGACUUCUGGUCCAAACUCAUCACCCUUAUUGUUUCCAUCAUCGAGGAAGACAAAAACUCCUAUACACCCUGCCUCAACCAAUUCCCCCAGGAGCUCAACGUGGGUAAAAUCAGCGCUGAAGUGAUGUGGAACCUGUUUGCUCAGGACAUGAAAUAUGCAAUGGAGGAGCACGAGAAAAACCGCUUGUGCAAGAGUGCUGAUUACAUGAACCUGCACUUCAAGGUCAAGUGGCUUUACAACGAGUACUGCAAAGACUUGCCUUUCUUCAAGAGCAGAGUGCCCGAGUAUCCUGCGUGGUUUGAGCCUUUUGUGAUCCAGUGGCUUGAUGAAAAUGAGGAGGUGUCUCGGGACUUCCUGCAUGGCGCUUUGGAGAGAGACAAGAAAGAUGGGUUCCAGGUCACAUCAGAGCAUGCCCUGUUCUCCUGUUCUGUAGUUGAUGUGUUCUCCCAGCUCAACCAGAGCUUUGAGAUUAUCAGAAAAUUAGAGUGUCCGGAUCCACAGAUCGUCGGACACUACAUGAAACGAUUUGCAAAGACCAUCAGCAACGUACUUCUUUCAUAUGCUGACAUCAUCUCCAAGUUGUUUGCCAACUACGUCACAAUGGAGAAAGUGCCCUGCAUCCUUAUCAACAACAUCCAACAGUUGAGAGUGCAGCUGGAGAAAAUGUUUGAGGCUAUGGGUGGAAAAGAUUUGUGCGUCGAGGCCAGCGACAUCUUGAAGGACUUGCAGGUUAAACUAAACAAUGUAAUGGACGACCUCAGCAGAGUCUUUUCCGUCAGUUUCCAGCCUCACAUCGAAGAGAAUGUGAAGCAGAUGGGGGACAUUUUGGCGCAGGUAAAAGGAACGUCAAAUGUCGGAAAUGCCAGCAGCGUGGCCCAGGAUGCUGACAACGUCCUGCAACCCAUCAUGGAGUUCCUGGACAGCAACCUGACUCUCUUCGCCAAGAUCUGCGAGAAGACGGUUCUGAAGCGGGUGCUUAAGGAGCUGUGGAAGCUUGUGAUGAACACCAUGGAGAAGACGAUAGUUCUGCCGCCGCUCACCGAUCAAACGGGGAGGCUGAAGAGCGCUUCUCACAGCGACGGCACUCAGCUCAUCUUUAACGCCGCCAAGGAACUGGGUCAGCUGUCCAAGCUCAAGGAGCACAUGGUUCGCGAGGAGGCCAAAGCUCUCACCCCCAAGCAGUGUGCGGUCAUCGAACUGGCCCUGGACACCAUCAAGCAAUAUUUCCACGCUGGUGGCGUUGGUCUGAAGAAGACGUUCCUGGAGAAGAGUCCCGACCUGCUGUCCCUGCAUUACGCCCUGUCCCUCUACACGCAGGCCACAGACAAACUUGUUAAGACCUUUGUCCAGUCACAGAAUGCACAAGGGUCCGGGGUGGAAGACGCAGUGGGGGAAGUGUCCAUCCACGUGGAGAUCUUCACCCACCCCAACACCGGAGAGCACAAGGUCACCGUGAAAGUGGUGGCUGCCAACGACCUGCGGUGGCAGACGCAGGGAAUAUUCCGUCCGUUCGUGGAGGUGUUCAUCAUCGGCCCCCACCUCAGCGACAAGAAGCGGAAGUACGCCACCAAGUCCAAGAACAACAGCUGGGCGCCCAAAUAUAACGAAACUUUCACUUUCACGCUGAGCAGCGAGGUGGGCCCCGACUGCUACGAGCUGCAAGUGUGCGUCAAGGACUACUGCUUUGCCCGCGAGGACCGCACGGUGGGCAUGGCGGUCCUGCAGUUGAAGGACGUGGCCUCCAAGGGCAGCGUGGCCUGCUGGCUGCCCCUGGGCAAGCGGAUCCACAUGGACGAAACGGGCCUGACCGUGCUGCGCAUCCUGUCGCAGCGCAACAACGACGACGUGGCCAAGGAGUUCGUCAAGCUCAAGUCGGACCAGCGCUCGGCCGAGGAGGGCCGCGGCUAGGUGGUCUUUCUUCACCCCUCCCCGCAACCCUUCCGCCUCUAGUGGUGUACAUACAUUCAAUCCAACGGGGGUGCGUUUGUCGUUCUGGAUCACGUCUGCCAUCUUUGUGAUCGAGUUGAAUCGUGGAGUUCGCCGGAUGUUGUCAGAAAAGUUUCAGGACUGGCGUCACAAAAAUGGAUAUCGUGGUGCCUGUAGGGUGUUCGAACUCAACUUUAUUUACAACAAACAAGUUUGACAGAUAGUGACAAAUUAUUUUGUCCCCCCCCCCCCAAAAAAAAAAAAGCGAAUUAAUUGCCGUCUUGGUUGACGAAACGACCUACACAAAAAAUACUGCAUAACUUUGCCUUAAAGUCCGCUAUCCUCAUGCUAACGCAUAAUGGGAAAUGCCAUAGGCGGGCUAACUGCAAGCAUCUAUUCUUCAAUUUUAAGAAAAUAUAGCGUAGUCAUACAGUCUUUAUCCACUGAGAGAAAUAUUCUUUCAGAUUGCUUUUUACUAGGGACCAACUGAUUAAUCCGCCGCUGGGUUUAAUUGGCCGAUAUUACCCCUUUUUAAAUAGCCAAAAGAUUUUUGCAGAUUUCAUCAUUGGACAAAAUUAAUGACAUUUUUUUUUAAAGGUCCGAAGAAAAUUUGUCAUUUUUUUUUCUUUUAAACAAAUACUAAACAAAGCACUUUUGCCUGUAAUUCAUACCUUCAUUGUUGUGUACAUUAAGGAACAAAACAAUUAUUUUAUUCAUUGUUUGUUAAUUAUUUUUAUAAAAUCAGAUGCAUAAUCAAUUAUUGAAUUUUACUGACAAAUCAGGGUAAGUUAUUGUUUUUAUAAAAUAAAAAUUUUAAUCCUUUCUUUCCUUAAUACCAUAUUUUUGUUGGAACAAAUUAAUGCCAUUUCCAUUCAGUUCAAUAGGGGAGGAUGCAUUGAGUUACACGCGCGGUCACGGAAUGAUCUAAACUGGCACCGCUGUAUUUUAAAUUCAAGUUUUCCUCCCUUUGGACUCCCGCAAACCUUCCCAGUUGUCGUACACUCCCAAAAUGGUUCUUCCAGGGUGCUCUGCGGCGCCGUCGUCAUGGCCGCCAUAAUUUCGGCCGCGCAUUCAAAACGUCAUCACUUGAUGACCCCCCCAGAGUUUUGAAAGAGGGCAAAAAAAGAGAUAAAGAUCCCCAAAAUCCAGGUCGCAUCGGUAGGGAGGAAGGAACUGUCAGAUGCUCAGGGCAUUGUGAGCAGCCACAAGUCUCGCCACUUCUCGCACACUCAGGAUCUCUUUGUAAGGCGUAGCGGUCGUUUUGGGUUAGAAAUCCCAGUCCUGGAACUUUUCUCACGCACGUCACACGUAUCGCACGUGGCGGUACGCGAAUCGGCUGCACAGGGUUUUAUUUUACUUUCGGAAGAUAAUCACAAACGUGUCGGCGAAAAGAUUGCAAACAUUCCAAAAGUGACGGGGGGGGGGGGGGGGGUGAUGAAAAGUACACAUUUAGAAGUGCAACUGUCGAUUAUUGUUUACUGUUUGGAUUUUUGAUUAUAUUUCUAUGGAAAUAGCUAAGAGUCUAAUCAUAAUCAUCCGUGAAGUUGCGUUAUAUUUCGGGAUGACGCUCGAUGGCGGAACAGAGCACACUGCCUGACACCUUCGAUGCCUUCUGUCUCGUUCGGCCGCCAUCUUUGUGAUAAUAACUGCACAUAAGUGUGCGUGCGUGCGUGAGUGAAACCGACACAAGCUAACAACUUUUUCCUGUCAUGUUUUACUUCCUCUUAGUUACUAGUGCAAACAUUCCAGAUGAAGGUGCCAAGCCCCCCUCCCACCCCCCAGCGCAUAAACACGUCUAUGUCACCAAGCACAAGUCAUUCGGCGAUUUGUCGUCCACGGAGUGGGACCUCCGUCCGCUAAAAGGGCUGCAGAACCCGACCGCGGUCGGUCCGCAACUGACGUGGAAGAAACAGAUGACCUUAAGGGGGGGGGUUGCCCCACCGAGGGCCGUACCAAAAUUAGGAGGGAGCGUGAUGCAAUGACCAAGCUAACCUCUGCGGUUGUAUUUGUUUGUGAAACGCGGCUGUUCUCAUCAGGAGAGCGCCACAAACGUGAAACAAUAGUGGAAAAAGAGCACAGGGUCUUCGUUUAUGCUAUAUAUAUUUUUUUAAUGCUCAGUUUGAAAGAGAAGAAAAAUAUUGGGCUCGUAUCAAAGUCGUCGCAAUACGCAGCGAAGAGUUGUGUGACAGGAUCUUACUG
Syngnathoides biaculeatus (alligator pipefish) is the source of this 7930-nucleotide messenger RNA. It is a transcript of the gene unc13a, whose product is annotated as unc-13 homolog A (C. elegans). The record is from RefSeq and is a predicted model, not a curated record. The transcript has 43 exons. Gene Ontology annotation, cellular component: presynaptic membrane; neuromuscular junction; terminal bouton. Gene Ontology annotation, molecular function: diacylglycerol binding; phospholipid binding; calcium ion binding. Lineage: Eukaryota; Metazoa; Chordata; Actinopteri; Syngnathiformes; Syngnathidae. Bases 278 to 5713 code for a protein of 1811 amino acids. Gene Ontology annotation, biological process: synaptic transmission, glutamatergic; neuromuscular junction development; dense core granule priming.